CCUGCCGAGCCCCCGGGGGCUCACCCACCUGCCCGCGGGAGGGACCGGCCCGCCGCCACCUGCCCACGCCCUUUGGAUGAGCUGGGCGAGCUGAGCUGAGCGAUGAGUCCAAUUCCAAAAUGCUUUGGCCCCAUAGAUGUAAACCCGUGGGUUCAAGUGGCUGUCCUCGCCAUGUAGUUGGCACCCAUGAAAUUGAGGGGACCUUUGGAAACGCGGGGUCUAGGGUGAGUGAUGAAACCUUUAGGAGCUUCUUUCCAUGUGAUAUCAUCCGGGCACAUUUUAAUCUGGACAAGGACUUUGAAAGAGAUUUUGCCAACUAUCCAGGACCAAUGCACCCAGUAGCUCAUGGAAGAAAAAAUCCAGCUCAAGGCAUCCCUGGCUUCCAGAUUACCGAAAUAUGGAACAAAAUCUGUAGGAGGUACCCUGCAGUCAAUGCCAAAUGGAACAGCCGUUAACUUAUCAGGGGAUUAUCGGAGCAGCGGUGGCAAAAAUUGCAUCAGACAGAAUGGCUCAGUUCAUAUGUCUUCCUACCCAUUUAACUGGCGAAAAUCAAAUAAAUAUCAACUCAGCGAUCAAAGUGCCGAAGAGCCCAACCCUGUCCAACAUCCUUAUGACAAAGUAAUUGAUGAAGAAAAGCACCUUCAGUCUCCAGGAGCAUUUGGUAAAGAUGGACAUAAGGUGUGUGUGAAGAGUACUACUUUAAUUGCUUCAAAGUUAACGAAACCAUCCAACAUGUUUGUGUCAUCUUCAGAGGAGCUUACCCAAAAGUCUCUGCCAGGACUCCCCAGUUCAGGAAAAUUCACCAAAGGUACGUUAUUAGGAAGGACUUCAUAUUCAGGACUCGCUGCUCCCAAAUCUCACCUAAAUGGAUUCUAUGGAAAUAGACCUACUAUAAGCUUGCAGAGGCCCAGAGCAAACUCUUAUGCUGCCAGGGGCAGUUCAGGAGAAAGUUUAGCUCAAUCCACAGACAAUGGUAAAUCUUUCCCAGGUGAAAAAAUGGUAAGGUCACAGAGUUUUUCACAUUCCAUCCCAAAUUCUUUACUGCCACCGGCAUCCAUAACCAGAUCACAUUCCUUUAAUAGAGCUGUGGAUCUUACAAGGCCUUAUCCAAACCAACAGCUGUCCAUCAGACCACCUCCAAGGCCUACUUUACUGUCAAGAAACUCAAGGCAAUCAGAGGUACUCAAUGGAAAUGAACAUUUGAGGUAUGGGUUUAAUAGACCCUUUGCUGCUUUACCAGGUUCUGGUUUAAAGAAACCCACCUUAACGAAUGCCUCGGGCGGAUCAUCGUCUCUGGGAUUUAGGAUGGGUCGACCUUCUCUACUGAAGCCCAACAGGUCUCAGUUUAUUGGGAAGAGCAUAGUGGAUGGUAAUAAAAAUUCAGCUGCUAACAUAUGCCCAGAGGAAGACUCUAAAAUUUUGACAGAUAACAGAACAACCGAGAAGGAAAAUGACUCAAUUGAAAAUGGCAGUCAAAGGAAGGAAGGGAGCCACAUCGUGGAUGAUGGUUUGGAGAAACAUGAGUCUAAGGUCAGAUACUUGAGUGACGAUGUGGAUGAAAUAUCCAUAUCAUCUUUGUCAUCUUCUGACAAGAAUGACAUGAGUGAGGACUUCAGUGAUGAUUUUAUAGAUAUAGAAGACCCAACCAAAACUCAGCUAACACCAGAAGAAGACUCUAUCAAAGAAGAAAAGGAUGGAAUCGCACCAGUGAAAUCAUGUGAUACAAACAAAGAAAAUGAAAAAACAGAUGAAUGGACAGAUAUAAGUAUGUCAGUGGAAGAUAGGAGUCAAAGCACCAAACACACUACCGGGAAUAACCUGAUUUCCCCAGAUACGGAUUACAGAGCCAGUUCUUCAUUUGAGCUUUCCCCAUCCGAUAGCUCCGAUGGCACGUACAUGUGGGAUGAAGAAGGUUUGGAGCCGAUUGGAAGUGUCCACCCUUGUGGAAGUUACGAGUCUUCAGAAAUGAACAGCAUAGACAUCCUCAAUAACCUUGACUCAUGUGACCUUGAGGACGAUGAUCUCAUGCUUGAUGUGGACCUACCUGAAGACACACCUCUUGACAAUGUGGAUUGUGACAAUAUGAAUCGCUUCGAUCGCUCGGACAGAAAUGGGCGGCAGCAACAGGAAGGAUUCUGGAAAAGGACUCCCCAGCGUUGGAGAGGGCAAGAACACUAUCACCUGGGCCACACGGAGCACUUUCAUCACGGAGAAACUGAUAACAGAUCACCCUACUUAGAAUCUCCUGUGGGACAUUUUGAAAACUAUGGCAAAACCAACCUUUACCAAGCUUCUCGCCCAGUGAUGGGUUUACCCGAGAAUACAGUGAUGCUCGAUGAAAUGACACUUCGGCAUAUGGUUCAGGACUGCACUGCUGUAAAAACCCAGUUACUCAAGUUGAAACGGUUGCUGCAUCAGAAUGAUGAAAAUGACUCAUUGCAAGAAAUGCAACUCUCCUUGCCACCAAGUCCAGAAGUAGAGGAUGUCGAUCCUGUGUAUAAGACUGAAGAUCUCCUAAAUGAGAUAAAGCAGCUUAAAGAAGAAGUGAAGAAAAAAGAUGAAACAAUUAAACAAUUAGAGCAUCAGCUUACUGUGGGGUGCAACUGCCAGAAAGAGAGCCCAAAAUCUAAAGGAGACAAAUGCAUAUUAUUGGACAAAUAUACCCAGACAUCCUGGAGAAGAAGUUCUCCUCAAGUACUACAGCCUUCCAGCAGCCUUCCCAGUUCCACAGGCCACGUCCGGGGAAAACUAACAAAGCCACCACUUAUCGAGGCCCACAGUGAAAGGCCAAGCCACAGCUCAUGUCAGGAUGCUGACCGUCCACACGAAAAGGUUACAGCUGCCUCUCAGAGGAAAGGUGAUUAUGGUCUCGAUGAACUGCCCCUGUUAUUUAAUACACAGCUAAACUUAGAGGAUGAAGCUGAGAAAGCACCUUCUGGAGAGAAGCAGGGGGUAACUGAGAGUGUUACGGAGUCCACUCAAGCAGGUAGUCAUAGAGCUAGAGACCUACAGUCUUCACUCCUGUCUGUUCAGACACUUACUCCAGCAAAUUCGAGAAAAGAAGGGCAGAUUAAUUUAGCAGUGAAAACUCCACCGUCACCCACGGAUCAUAAAUUGCAGGAAAAGACCUCGCAGCUUCUAAAGCCAUCAAUUCAGGAUGUUGCAUCAUCUCAGAAGAGUUCCCUCGCUUGCAAGGAGUCAGAGUCAACGUCAACAUGCAUUCCGCUUCAACGGACGCCUACUCAGACAAGCCUAAUGAGUAAGCCGAAUCUGAAAACCUCUAAGCUUCGCCCACCAACUGCCUCCUUGAUUAAACAUACGCCAACAGGCAAUCCUAAACUAUCAUCGUCUGCAGAAAGACAAAACAUCCAGCCCAAGACACAUAUCCCAAGACCUCUGGCCCAAAGAAAGGAAAACCUGCAAAAUCCGAGUAGCAAUUUACAUUCUGGGGAUAGCUUGAUGUCUAAUCGGUAUUCUCGUCUCCCUAAACCAAAGAUGCAUUAAGGCUCUAACUGCUCCAAGCUCAUUUCUUCGUAAAGAUUGUCAUGCUGUAAUUGCAUUCUGAAAAUGCAUCUGGUCUGAAGGCUUCUCGAAUAUUAAAACUUGCAGCUGUCAUUCGUUAGGCCAUUCCCUUCUUGGUUGAAUUCCGUCUUAUUGGAAAUAUUCAGCAUCUCUUGAGUGAAUGCUAAGGUUUAUGUGUCAGACUCCAGGGCCUACAGGAGCACCUGAUUUCAUGGCCCUUCUUCCCACAUAUCAAAAGGUGUAGCAAACUUUGAAGCUGGCAAAGUCCACCAAGCCCAUUAUCAGAAUGCGCCACUCGGCAUUCAAGAAGGUCGGCUUGCAGACGUGCUCCCUUUGCAGGUCUGAUUAAUCUUGACUAUCAAAAAAAAACACUAUGAUCCCACCAUUCACCCAGUCUUUGUAGUGUUACCGUUUAGGCUAGAACUGUUGCUUAUUACUCAGAGUCUUAGUCUAUAAGCAGAUAUAAUGGCAUCGGUCAUAAGUCUGACUCUGGAUUUCAGAGGGCUAUGCAAAAUCCUCAUAGUCAUCCAACUAACUCAAGCCUUCAGUAGAUAGUUUGUGAAGUCUGUGAUAUAUUUUUUUUUCCCUCAAGGAUCAAAAAGUUGUUUUGUUAUAUGAUUUAGUGCCCCUGUUCUCAGGUGCCAGGCAAUUCCACAGGGUAAAAUGAAUCUGUUUGCUUAUAAACACCUAUAUUAUCCAUGCAUUGCUGUAACAACUCCUUGGUAUUCCUUUGAGUUCAGCUGAUGUGACGGGGAAGUUUCUGAAACACAGAGCUGAAGGUGCAGCGCUUUGCAAAAUAGCUGGUGUUACUUUUGUCAGUGGUGACUCAUGGCCUGUUGGAUGAGGGCCCACCGUGAUGCCUGUGCUAGGGUUCCACAGCAUACAUUUUUUAAUUAUGUUUUUAACUUUAUUGUACUAUUUGUAUUUAUUGAAUUUCUGCUAAUAUCAGAAGACUCUGAAGUACCUGACUUGAAGUGUUUGCACAAAAUUUUGCUGUAUGUAUAGGGAUUUAAGACUAUUUUGCAUAAUAAAACUUGUGUUUAAAAAAUAUUUUGAGAAAAAUCACAGAUUUGCUUUGAGCAAACCCAUGAGAAGAGCUGGUACUCUUAAGAGCUUUCCCCCCACCCCCCGCCCCAAGGCUGUCUAGCUUUCUGUCCUUUGGAUGGAUGGAUGGAUGGAUGGAUGUGUGCAUACGUGUAUAUGCGUGUGUGUGUGUGUGACUAACUCCUUGAAAGGUGAAAAGUAACUGAGAAAGAGUUGUGCGAGGAAGAGCAAAUGUGAUGGUUAGGAAAAAGCCUUCUCUUAAAGGGAUUUUGGGAAAAAAAAUCUGUAGCAGGGGGAAGCUGUGGGACUAGGAAGUAAAAGCAUGCAUGGUACUGGACUUGUAUGCCCGCCAACAGUGAAGUGUUUGACAGAUUUACCCUCAUAUUUUUCACAUGCCUGCUCAGCAGUAUUGAAUCUGCAUCCCGGCCAACUACGAAACACAGCCAGAUUUAAAAUUGUUUUCCGUAAGAGAUGCCUCAGCUGAGGUUGUGGACAAAAAGAAAAUCCACAUUUUGGCAGUCUUGUUUUUAGCACCUAUUGAAUCCUAACGUAUUGAAAGUGUAUCAAGUCAAGAAAAUCAGUCGCACAGCUUCCGAGUGAUAGUUUUGAAAAGAAAAUGCUGGUGAAUGAGGCUAAUCUUUCCCCCUCCUAAGUGGCCAGUGUUGAAUUUAAUUUCAGAAAUGACAUCCGCUUCAUGAUGCUGAUCAAUUUUCCUUCCUGAACUGACCUUAGAGUGCACAUAUAGUUAAGUGUGAACUGUUUGUUCUGGGAUAUUCAGGGAACUGGUGAGAAAAUGGGACUAGAUGAUUUUUUUCAUUCUUGCCAUAAAAUUUUGUUGUGAUGCAUUAGUGUUACAGCAGAUUCUAUAGAUGGUAUCAUUUAUGGUAAGCGUAUAGUAAUGGACCCCAUCGACAAGACAUUUAACGUCAUUUAAAUGAUUUCCAUUGGAGACGGUCUGUUGGACUUGCAGUCCAGAAGCAGAGGGCCUUUUUUUUUCCUUCUUUUUAUGUGGAGAUGAAAUAAGGCAUGCCAAAAAACUGGCUUCAGCUUCUAGACUCUUUCCCAAAAGUUGAAAUCUGCUGACUGAUCAUUCAGCAGACUUCUGGUUAAUUUUCAGGUCUCUUUAGAUUUUUAUUGAGUAUUAUUUGAAAGAUAACCUUUUCUUUUAUUGGGGAAGAGCAAUUUUAUUUUUUUAUUUUGUUUUUUAUCCACUUGUCCAGGAAGAUGUGGAGUUUGAAUUGGUUGUGUUUUGUCUUGUUUUUCUCCCCGAUUCCUUUCUCAUAAUGUUAAUGUACACGAUUCACGGGUUCUGCACCUUAACUGAUUUUGAGUCUUUAAGGCCUAGGCCCAUUAGGUCGUCAUAGAAAUGGGGUAACCUAUAAAGAAAAAAAUAUUGAAACGUUCACACGAGGCAAAACAAGUUUUAGGCCUGUAGUUAUUUUAAUAGCUGCAAGAAGAAACAGAUUUUGACCUGAACAGGAAUGCCAGGUUUUCUUCAGUGUAAGUUUUGAAUCAGAAGAGGAGGCAGGGGAUUAGCAGAGCUUCUGGAUGUUAACAGCUCACUGAAUCAGGGAUUGACAGGAUCUUUAUUUGAGUCCCUCUGUUCGCAAGCCUCUCGCAAAGUGUUCCUCUGGAGCUCAGCUCAGCUCCUCAGUUGGCUUUUGUGUGGUUAAUGGAGAAGGCUGCAGGUAUGUACUUUAGAGUCCAGAGGAUGAAGUGAAAGUGAUCAGCUGAUGAGUGGGUGGAAGAGAUAAUGGAGUGAAAAUAAAGUUUCACGCUGAUGAGCAGGAAAAUAAAUGGUAGUGGAGAAGAAAUUUGGAAUUGGGUUAUGGGUGUUAAGUGGUUGCCCGAGAGCCUUAGCAGUACAGGUGCAGAUGAUUUUAAAGGCAUUAAUCAAAGGAUUAAGGAGUUGCAUCUUUUAGCUUGGUUCUCUAGGUUUCAGAAGACUAUUAAUGUUGAUUCCCAUUGAUGUUUUUCUUUUGGGGUCUCAUUCAUUUGUGCAAUAUUUUCAAGAGUAUGAGACUACUAACUGUUCAAUGUAUUUGUAUAGAAAUGAGAGCAAUUAUUAAUUAUUUUAGCAAGCGAAUAAUGGAACUUGAGGAAGAAAAAGAAAAACAAAUUUGCACUUUAAAUGAGCUUUAUUGCUUGGAGUUGUGCCUAAAAUAAUCUAAACGCCUCCCGUUGUGUGUGGCUUUUGUUUGAAACAAACUUCCUGUAAUUGUUGCUGUUUGAAGGUAGCUAUACAGCACUGCACAGAAUUACUAUAUCCCCCCUCCCCCCUCCCCCCUUCCUUGCAUGGCUAUUUUUUCCAUUAAAGCGCUAAGUUUUCUUGUAUUUAAUCCUCCUUCCCAUAAACCCUGCCCCCCUCACUAAUAAUGCAGCACAGAAAUGUAUCCCUUCCCUUGACUGCCAUGUAACGAUGCUUGUGUAGUAUAACGCGAGGUUGAUUCUGGGCUGUGUGCACAGUGUUGAUUCGUGGGUGCAACAGAACUGCGUUCAUCAUUUCACCCACUCCAAAACUGUAUCACUUCCCUUUUCACAUGCUAAAACCCGCUGGUGCCCGAAUUGCACCCAAACAGCUUAAAGUGAGUCUCAACAGUAAAUCUCAGUGUGUCCUCAUACUUAAGCACCGGCAUAGUGUUUAUGAUUGCUAAAGGACCCGGAUUCACUUAGGUCGUGAUAACAACAUGCAUGUAUCUGCCCUAGGCACCCAUUUUGAAUUUCUGUAGAAAAUGUAUAUGGAAAAUUAGGCAUAGGAUGAGGGGAGGCAAGGUGAGGACUACUUCAUGAUUUGCAAAACACACUAUUCCCGCCCCCACCCCUUUAUUCCGAUGCUUGAAGUCAGUGAUCUAAUUUGCCUCCAUAUUGCCUCUCUCGUCUCACUGUAGCUGCAGGCUCUGAAGCGCAGUGAGUCUUACUGUACGAUUGUAGUGGUAGACAUCAAUUUUAAAGUAAUCUACAACCAUGCUAUUAAUGAAAUGUACAAUUCACUUUGAUCACUGCUGUGGUAAAGCUGCUCACUGCCUCCUUAGCUUUCAAAAGUCCAGAAUAAAGACUGUAAAUGUUAACUCUAAUGUUAAGAUUUGAAGUCUUAAAUUCAGUACUAGAUACAAAACAAAAACACAACAUCUCCUUAAUACCUGCAGUGUUUGUUUUGCCCCUUUGGUUUUAUUUAACCAAUUCAGAGUAAAUACUGUAUAUUGGAACUUGCUUGUAAAAUGGAUUUAAUAAACUUGUAUGUAAAAAUAAAAUCUUUCCUGAAAGUGUUGCUCUAGUGAAUAAAAAUAAAGUUGAUAUUCUAAAAAUGA
Molecule: messenger RNA, 7874 nt
Organism: Ornithorhynchus anatinus (platypus)
Lineage: Eukaryota; Metazoa; Chordata; Mammalia; Monotremata; Ornithorhynchidae
Gene: CCSER2
Product: coiled-coil serine rich protein 2
Exons: 12
Coding region: 346-3504 (1052 amino acids)
Biological process (GO): microtubule bundle formation
Cellular component (GO): microtubule cytoskeleton
Molecular function (GO): microtubule binding
Source: RefSeq, a predicted model, not a curated record